AAUGACUGAUGAAAGAAAUAUGUAUAGAAUUAAGAAUUACGUACGUAAUUUGGAUAAUAGGAUGAAAAGGGAACAUUACGAAACGAGGAACUUUAUAUUCUUUCAAGUGAAAAUUUUGAAACGCUUACAAAAGCAAGAAGCAAGAUUAAAUAGAUUAUGCUCACUUUAUACUUUCCUUGCUGCUAUUUUUAUUGGUGUUUGUGUGAAUAUCAUCUAUUUCUACUUUUUAAGAGGUUCACUUACGAAUCUAAUGGAACAAAGGACUCAUUAUGAAGUGGACGAAAAAUCGGUAAUUAAACAAUCGAGAACUCUUGAUUUACUAUAUCCAGAACUGGAUUUAAUCAAUAAAACAAAGUUAAAUCGUACCGACAAAGUUUUUAUUGAAUCUAAUACAAAAACGGUUAAAUCCAGUUUAAAAAGUGACAGGCGUACGACAAGCCCAAAUCCGAUACCUUUUCGCGAUAACGAAACAACUACCAGAGUUAACUUGACAACGAGUUUACAAGCAAAUAAUGAAGAUUUAACAACUGUUGCUUCCACUAUAAAAUCAAGUACAGCUCAAAUAACACAACCUAUCAAAACCAAGAUAAAAGGAAAUAUAGUAACUUCUCAAGAUGAUUAUAAAACUGGUAGAUAUAUUACAGAAUUAUCAACAGUUAAAACUUUAUUUAACAGACCUCCUAAAGCUUUUGCAAUGCAUUCAAAAUCAACUGCAGAUGAUUUAACAAAUGGUAGUUUUAUUUUAAAAGUCUUAACUACUGGACGUUCUAAGAGCAAUUCAAAAGUGACUACGAAUACCUUAUUAAUAAAUGAUAGUUCCAAUGUGAAAAUUUCAACUGGUAAACUCAUAUUUAUUAAAUCUAAUGACUCGACCAUAAACUUGGAAAGAAAUACACACGAUUCAAAAGAUAGUCAUUCUACUAGAGAAGAAAGCAUUGUCUUAUCUACAACUACUAGGCCUAUUGAAAGCGACGUUACAAGAUAUCUAAAGAAAGCUAAAAAAGUUGAAGUCUUGAAGAGUAGUAGUGGUAGUAGUAGUAGUAGUAGUAGCAGUAGUGGUAGUAGUAGAAGUAGUAGUACCAAUAGUGAUCUUUCUACUAGCGAACAUCUACUUAAUAACUCUAUUAAGACUACCAAGUCCUUUACAACUUCUAUGGAAACAACUAGUGAAGCUACUUUAGGUUUAGUGAAGCAAACUUCAACAGCUCAGACUCAAGAACUUAUUACCACAACCGAAUCCGUUGAAAUAUUCCCAACUGCGGAACAUACGGCAACCAAAUUGAAUUCAACGGAAGAAACUAAUUUGGAAACUUUAUCAACUUUGACAAACUUUUUCACAAUUGGUUCAAGUCCAACGGUUCAAACAACUACUGAACGCCAUCUAUUGGAUUUAAAUAAUUACCAAUUAAAAUUGACCAAACAACUAUUCGAAUUUGGAAAGUUUAUAUAUGAUAUUAUAAUUUCAGAAGGUAAUUUAUACUAUGUGGCAAAAUACGAUCGGAUUAAUAGAGGUCUAUACGUAAUGAAUCCUGAAUUUGGGGCAAUAGAACAAGUUCAAGUGAAAAAAAAUUGUAAAUUAAGAUCUAUUACAAUCACAUUGAAUGGCACAAUAGUAGCUUUAUGCUCAACAAAGAACAAUAUAAUGGAAGGUGUAGUUAUUUCUUCCCAUGAUAAAGGAGCUAAUUGGGAAAUUCUGUUUUCAUUGGAUUAUAGUAUCUCCCAAAUUCGUUCCACAGCGGAUGGAAUGUUAAUUGUUUCUACCACUAGUCCUUGCGAUAUAUUAGGAUUACAUAUGAAUGGUACUAUUGUCUGGAAGACUAAUAUAACAGCAGAUGGUCGAGCAAAUAUAGCGAUAAUCGAUAAUAAAGUAGCGGUCGCUGAUAUCUUUGGAAUACGAGGUAUACUGCUUUUGGAUUCAACUGAUGGCAGCAUAUUUAAAACUAUUAAAGAAGUCAACAAAAACUCAUAUUUUCGAAAUGUUUAUUUGUUAGGACAUAAUCAGGGACUUCUCCUUUGCCAAAAAAAGAGGAGAACUACAAAGAUAUCAAUCUAUACUACGGAAGGAAAACUCAUAAGUAACAGAAACUUUAAUAGAUUAUAUUCUGCUGCGGUUUUUUCAAAUGGAACGGAAACUCUAUUCUUGGCAGGCCAAUACCGUAUUGACGCUUUUACUUUAAGAAAUGAUUAA
This is a messenger RNA of Dimorphilus gyrociliatus, 2188 nucleotides long. The record is from the annotation of a GenBank genome assembly. Lineage: Eukaryota; Metazoa; Annelida; Polychaeta; Dinophilidae.